AGUAAACAUGUCCUUACUUUCUAUAACUCUUCACUUCCGAACGGUGCCGUCCCAGAAUGGAGCGCCUUCUUUAACCUCACCACUUCUGGGUCCGUCCCACCGGAUUAAAACCUUCUUGUGACAUUCAUAUUCACCUCCUCCUGCGACAGGCAGACCAAAAUGCCGCCGCCCCGCCGCAAGAAGCCCCUUUCGCUCAGGAUCCGACAAUGGAUCCAUCGGCUUCGGACAUGGCGCUCACCGUUAAACCUACGAGGCAGCCUGACGAGACUCCGGGCCUUUGAAAAACACCCGCUCUGGGCCCUUCUCCGCCUUUUUGUCCCCUUUCCUUCCUGGAAAUUCCCCGUGUCUGAUACCGUGCCGGCGAUGGAAAUGAUCGGGAAUGAAGAAUUAUUGCUACUGCGCCAUGAUAAUAUGAUAGACCUGGAGAGCAUCCCGAUCUGGCGCGUCCGGGAUACUCCCUUACGCUGUGUGUACAGAAUGUAUGAAGCUAUGGCGUCGGGGGUUUACGAGGUACUGGGCACCGAAACGGAAUAUUUUUGGUAUCAGAAAGGCUGGUCGUUGCAGUCGAUCAGCGAUCCCCGGGACGACGAUUCCGUGCGUUACGCCAUGAUCGCUUGUCUUGUUGAAGAGCUUGUUGUCGCGUUCAACUGGCGCUUGAGUUUAGGAAUGCGUCGAAACCGCAAGCACAUCAUCCGGAAGACGGAAGACGACCCGUGGCCCCCGUAUACACCGCUGGUCGGCCCAACAUGGACAGACUCUGUUCCCGCGCUCGCAGUCGCCGAUUUAGACGGAUUACCUGAGCGGUACAUAUCGAAAGAAGGCAAGCUCGUCUUAGAGGAGGGAGGAUUAAAUAAAAUCUUUGCGCGCCGGAACAUGAUCACGAAUGUCGGCUGGCUUUAUACGAUAUGAACCCCAAGCCCUACGCUACCACAUUCACGUCUCAAAGUAGGGGGUCAUCAGCUCAAGACAGACGGUGUACAUCAUUGUCGGAUGCAGUCGGCAUUUC
This is a messenger RNA of Aspergillus sclerotioniger CBS 115572, 1006 nucleotides long. RefSeq lists its product as uncharacterized. The transcript has a single exon. The record is from RefSeq and is a predicted model, not a curated record. Bases 160 to 909 code for a protein of 249 amino acids. NCBI's taxonomy places the organism in Eukaryota, Fungi, Ascomycota, Eurotiomycetes, Eurotiales, Aspergillaceae.